AUGGAGAUGGAUCCAUCACCUGUUGUUGAAGAUCAACCAGGCACAUCGGAUCUGGGCCUUACUUGGGACCCAGAUCUAGAUUAUGAUGAAUGUGUGUACUACCAUGAAGGAAGUGAUCUAUACGCCGAAGACGUCGAUGGUCAGAUGGCGGUACUGCCGGAAGUGCCAGUGACGACGGAAGAUGUGAGCAUCGAGGACAUUCAGCUAUGUGGAUAUGAUAAUCAGACCCCAGAAGAAAUUGACCGACAAAGGGUCUGGAAGUUCCGACAUCUCUUGAUCGGCAAGGGAAAUGCCAUUCCGCCGGCGGCUAGAGAUGUGGUGUGCGAUAUAGAUGUCGGGGGAGCGAGACCUAUCGCCCUCAAGUGUCGUAAGCUACGGAUCCAGUUCAGGGAGAAGCUGGCGGACUUGAUCAAGGGUCUAUUGUCCGCCAAGAUGAUCAAUUACUCUAGAUCACCAUGGGCUUCCCUGAUCGUGGUGAUCAUUAAGUAG
Messenger RNA from Phytophthora megakarya, 489 nucleotides. NCBI's taxonomy places the organism in Eukaryota, Oomycota, Peronosporomycetes, Peronosporales, Peronosporaceae. The record is from the annotation of a GenBank genome assembly.